GCCUGGGCCACACGGUGAGACCCCAUCUCACUAAAUAAACAAAAUAAAAGUCAAUUACAAGAAAAUCAUCAUAAAUGUUUCAACAGAUGAAGAGUAUGACCAUUAUAGCACUGCUUGCAAUAGCAAAAUUUGGAAGCAAUCUUCAUUGUCCAACAGUAAGUGACAGAAGUGACAGAUUAAAUAAAUCCUGACAAAGGGAUAUCAGGCAGCCAUUAAAAUAACUGUAAAAUAAAUGUAUUGACAUUUAAUUAUAUGUUAAGUAGAAAACUUUGGCUACAAAACAAGUCCCCAGAAUGAUCUAGUUUUUAUUUUACAAACCUGUCUCUGUAUCCCUCUCUGUUCCCCAUUCCAUGCCGCGCCUCUAAUUUUUUCAAUUAAAAAAAUCUGGAAAGAUACAGAUAGAAAGGGUCUGAUAGCACUGAUUUCAUCUUGGUAUAAGGAAUUCUGAGUAUUUCAAAGCUAAUUUAUUUGCAUUUAUGUGUAUUUUCUGAUUUUUCUGUAAAGAAUAUUAAUUUCUUUUCAAUUUAAAGAAGCAUAUUACAGAAAAAGAGAAAUCAGUUUAGGAAAGGAGUCAGUGAGGGAUACCCGAGUGCAUCACUGAGGUCAACAUCAUGCAAGACUAUCACCAUGGUUUCCCACAAAAUAUUCUUUGGUGCCACUGUCAGAAUUUAGAGCCAGUCAGAUUGAAUAUUAUUCUGACUCAGCAUGACAUUUCUUUUUGCUCUUAGGCUAAUGCUUAAAAGCUUGAAACAAUGCACUCUAUUCAAUACAUUUCAUCAAAUAUUUAUUGAGUGCCUACUAUGUGCCAAGUACUAAGAAUACAAGAUUAGCAAGACAUAGUUUUGUUGUAAUCUAAGUCAACCCCUCAUAGUAUGUGUACCACUUUGAAAAUCUGAGAUGAUUGUUCUGAGAUUCUACAGGCAGAAGGAUCAUAGAAAACAAUGUCCAAAAAAGUUCAUACUAAAAUAACCUAUUUAUAUUUUCACUGUUUUAAUUCUUGCAAUAUUUUAAACACAAUGUAGAAUUAUGUUGCAUCAUUAUUUUAAAAAUACCCACAUAUUUGUGGCUCUUCACUGUGAUACUACCUCUAUUCUCUGCUUGAAUCAGUAACAUUUCUAUGCUUAUUACUGCUUUGAGAAGAAAUUAUUCCAAUCUGUUCAGUCUUUGAGCCAAAUCUCUCAGUCUGACUUUGAGAUCCUCACUAAAAACUCUAGUUCCCUCAUGAGGCAAAACUCUUUCUAGAGUAUGUUUCAAAGCAAAGUUGUGUAACCAACAAUUAAACAGUUAAUAAACUGAAAUAGUUUAAAGUUGGACUUAGUAACUUUGCACAUUUACUUAUUACAUUAUAUAUUACAACUAUUGUUUAUGAAUUAAAAUUUUGAUCUCAGUUAAAUAAUUUCAGUUUCUUCAUCUUUGUUGUCCCAUUAAUUAUUAUUGCUAUAUCUAGAAGGUUUUAUUUGUUUGUUUAUUUAUUUGCCCAAUUCUCUUGGCAUGGAGUUUAUUUGAAUCAGAAUGUAAAGAAGCCUGGAGAUCAUCUUCUACCACUAUUUUGUUUUGUGGAAGAGAAUAUUUAAGCCAGACAUAAAGUAACUUGUAGGAGUGUAAAGUGUUUUGCAUAGUGUCUUUUGAAAUGUAGAUACGUGAAAGCUGGUAUCUAUUGUUCUUAGAAUUUUGUAAUUCAGAUUACCAGUCUAGUGUUCUUACCCACCUUGGAUUAUUUCUCCUUACUGUUGGGUAAAACCAUUCUUUAGACCUGUAAAUUGCUCAAGACACUAGGUGUAUUUUUUUACGGUACUUGAUGGGUCAAUUUGUUCAUUUAACACAUAUUUAUUAAGUACCUACUAAGUGCCAGGUGCUGAUCUUGGCAUUAAUUUAAAUGUUAACAGAAAGUAUUAAGGAGUAAGUAUUAUUUCAAAUCCAUACAAAUGACCAUUUUGUGCCUAGUCAUGUGUGUGUGUGUGUUUGCGUGUGUGUGUGCAUGGAAUAAGUGUGUGUAUGUGUGAGAGAGAUAGAGAAUGUUUGUUUCCUUCCUGUGUAAAAUCUGCCCAAUUUUCUAUCUUACCUGUCAUUAUAUGUCAAACAUAUGCUAUUAAAAUUAGCUUAUUUCUGAGAAGCAUGUCUACAUUAAGGUUCCUGGGUUUUAUUUUAUGAUGAAAUGCUAACUUCUGUUUAUGAAAUAAAUUAUUUAUUUCAUAAUUUUGAAUAGGAUGGUACUUUCAAAAACCUGCCUGUGAUUAGAUUUGGGGCAUUAAACAUUUCAAUAUGAUAAUUUUUUUUCUUGGGCCUGUGGCAUCAUUUUAAUUUUAUUGUGACAUAGAAAAAUUUUUAUUAAUAAUAAGACUUUGCUUUCAGAAUGCUAUGAAAUAGUACAAGUAAUGUUGUGUAAAAUAGUGCAGAUGGAGCAUCUCUAAUCCACAGAUCCAAAAUCUGAAAUGUUCCAAAAUUCAAAACUUUUUGAGCACCAACAUGACACCAGAAGUUGAAAAUUCCACACAUAAGUACUUUACACAAACUUUGUUUCGUGCAUCAAACUAUGUACAAUGUUUUAUAAAAUUACCUUAAGGCUAUGUGUAUAAGCUGUAUAUGAAACAUAAAUGAAUUUUGUGUUUAGACUUGGGUCUCAUCCCCAAGAUCUCUCUCUCUCUCUCUCUCUCUCUCUACAUAUAUAUAUAUAUGACACUCAACGUGCACAAGUAAUGCCACACUCAGAAAAACUGCUUCCUUCUUUAAAUUGUUCGUCUCCAUUGUAAAACUGACAGUCAAAUUUUAGUAACUCCUGAUCAUUUUUAUGUUUCUUCUGUUCUUUUUACACUCCUCAUCCAACAUUUUGGUCCUGUUUGUUGGCUCUCUCUUUUUAUAGGUCUGCCCUAUCUUCUCUUUUCAGUUGUUAUUUGACGUUACUAGUCUUGCUGUCAAUGCAUCUCAGUCUUUGGAUUCCAGAUUGCUAUUUUAUAUCCAUCUGCUCUGUCCUGAUUGUCAGUGAAAAGUGUUGCUCUUUGCUUGAUGGGACAUCAAAACUCUGAUAAUCUUUGACUCCUGCUUCAUUCAGAGAUGGGUGGUGUGUGAAAAAGGAUACAGGUUUCUUGGUUAUACAUUUAGGAUACCUUACAAAUUUUCCAAAGACUGACAUUAACCUCCAGUUAGGGGUAAACGACAAAGUGGCACAACGAAGAAGAAGAAGAAGGAGAAGGAGAAGAGAAUUUGAGUAGUUAGUAUUUUCAGUUCUGGACCUGGACCUAAGGAAAACCACUACCAAGUUAGUAUAUCAAUACACACAAGUAUCUCCUGAACUAUUUUUUUGUUUGUUUUUGGAGGGAAAGGGAGCUUGGCAACUGCUUGUAGGUACUGAUACUAAAAUGUUGCAAAUACAUGAAGGUUCCUUGGUGCUUGCAAAAUAAGCACAACAUGUAAAACAAGCAUAGAACUACCUAGUUUACUAAAGUCUUAAACCUAACUCACAGGUGUCAUAGUAUAAAAUAGUACUAUGGAUGCUAAAACCAAUGUCUUAGACUAGUCAAGUACUAAAGAUACACUUGUUGAUACUACACUAACCUGUAUUUUAAACCUUAUUUUUAGGUCACGCGUAGCACUAAUAAAACAGUAAAUAAGCACCAUAAGAGCAUGUCAAAAUGUAGGAGGAAGGCCACAACUAAACUUCAUAGUAAAACCUGCCACCAUAUGAUUAAACAUGCCACCAAAAAGUUUUUAGCUAGUUUUCGAUUUAUAUCCCUACAUAUCUUUGGGAUAGAGCCAAAGAAAUGAGUUCAUGGAAAGGUACAAAGGUCAUUUUAAGCCCUGGUUUUGGGAGUGUCAGUGUUUGUUACAGCAGCAGAAGGAAGGCUGAAACAGAAAGUUGUGUCAUAAACAGAACAAAUACUGUUUUAACAAUUUUUUUUUUGGUCUUAAAAACAGCAAAACCCACCAUCUUCCUGGAGUCUGCGUUGUCCCCUUCCAGAAUAGAUGUGAAGUUUUUAAACGAACCUACAGUAGAAGCAAGCCUUCUCCAGGAAAUCCCAAUCUUUUUCCAAACAGGAACAGCAAGGGUUCUCUCUGUUGUGGCUGUUUUUCCCUCUGGGAAUUGGUUUGCCUUCUGAGAGCAUCCCAGGGAGGGGAGGUGCGCCCCAAAUUAGCGAGGCUCUGCCAAAUACCAAAGGCUCUUCUUUGGAAGGAGACUCCUCCUUUGGACGUGAGGCGCCCCUACCAGAGCACCCGCGUACAGAAACGGAAACCACUAGCUGCGCUGAAGUGAGUCAAGUGAUGAAAUCAAGACUACACGGGAAGGAAGCUCACGAAACCUAACUGGUGACAGAAGCUGCUGAACCCUGCCCGAGGAAACCACAUGAGCCAGCAGUUGCUGCCCUUCCGAAGUGGUCCUCGGAGGCAGCGCACCCCUUCAUUUUGGCGAACCGAGGAGGAAGGGAGGAAGCGUGUGGGGGAAAUCUAGAACUUCUGUUUCCCCAAGGACCCAGCAGACUGUUCUGGCUACAAGGUGAUCACUGCCACCAGGUCAGUGCAGGAUUCCUCCAAUGUAGACGGACCGGGAGCCACAACUUGCGCGGAGCAGCAGUCUCGCCGACCGCGCAGAGAGAAGCCGCACAACAGCCAGGCUUGGCCCGGACGGCGCCCCCACCCCGCGCGCGCGGUCAACGGUUCUCACCUGAAGCGCUCAGGUAGUGCUGGGGCGGGGCGGGAGGCUGGCGCGCAGGCGCGGGAGCGGGGCCUCGCCCCUGCCGACGUCGCAGACCGGAGCUCACCUGGGAGACUCCUAGAGGAAGCCGAGCCUCGGUUCUGCCUCUCCAGGCAACGCGGGAGGCCCAGCGGGAAGGCAGGAGGCGGCGGCGGAGGAGGAGCUCUACUUAGCCGCAACUGUAGCGACAGCAACCGGAGUCGCAGCGGCAGCCACCUGCACCUGGAGCCCAGCCCACGUCCAGCGCCCGCCCGGCCGCCGCUUCCCGCCGCCCUGCCCUGCCCUGCCCAGCCCACCCGCCAGGUACUACCAUUUAAAGAUACCUUCUUCUCAGCAAAUCUAUGAUAAAAAAUAUAAGUAACAGAAGAAAUAACUGUUAUUUGUCGAGUGACAAGCUUUUAAUGUCAGAAUGGCUCACCUAAAGCGACUAGUCAAAUUACACAUUAAAAGACAUUACCAUAAAAAGUUCUGGAAGCUUGGUGCAGUAGUUUUUUUCUUUAUUAUAGUUUUGGUGUUAAUGCAAAGAGAAGUAAGUGUUCAAUAUUCCAAAGAGGAAUCAAGGAUGGAAAGAAGCAUGAAAAACAAAAACAAGAUGUUAGAUUUAAUGCUAGAAGCUGUAAACAAUAUUAAGGAUGCAAUGCCAAAAAUGCAAAUAGGAGCACCUGUCAGGCAAAACAUUGAUGUUGGUGAGAGACCUUGUUUGCAAGGAUAUUAUACAGCAGCAGAAUUGAAGCCUGUUCUUGACCGUCCACCUCAGGAUUCAAAUGCACCUGGUGCUUCUGGUAAAGCAUUCAAGACAACCAAUUUAAGUGUUGAAGAGCAAAAGGAAAAGGAACGUGGGGAAGCUAAACACUGUUUUAAUGCUUUCGCAAGUGACAGGAUUUCUUUGCACCGAGAUCUUGGACCAGACACUCGACCUCCUGAAUGUAUUGAACAAAAAUUUAAGCGUUGCCCUCCCCUGCCCACCACCAGUGUCAUAAUAGUUUUUCAUAAUGAAGCGUGGUCCACGUUGCUUAGAACUGUCCACAGUGUGCUCUAUUCUUCACCUGCAAUACUGCUGAAGGAAAUCAUUCUGGUGGAUGAUGCUAGUGUAGAUGAGUACUUACAUGAUAAACUAGAUGAAUAUGUAAAACAAUUUUCUAUAGUAAAAAUAGUCAGACAAAGAGAAAGAAAAGGUCUGAUCACUGCUCGGUUGCUAGGAGCAACAGUCGCAACAGCUGAAACGCUCACAUUUUUAGAUGCUCACUGUGAGUGUUUCUAUGGUUGGUUAGAACCUCUGUUGGCCAGAAUAGCUGAGAACUACACAGCUGUCGUGAGUCCAGAUAUUGCAUCCAUAGAUCUGAACACAUUUGAAUUCAACAAACCUUCUCCUUAUGGAAGUAACCAUAACCGUGGAAAUUUUGACUGGAGUCUUUCAUUUGGCUGGGAGUCACUUCCUGAUCAUGAGAAGCAAAGAAGGAAAGAUGAAACCUACCCAAUUAAAACACCCACUUUUGCAGGAGGACUUUUUUCCAUAUCAAAAGAAUAUUUUGAGUAUAUUGGAAGUUACGAUGAAGAAAUGGAAAUCUGGGGAGGUGAAAAUAUAGAAAUGUCUUUCAGAGUAUGGCAAUGUGGUGGGCAGUUGGAGAUUAUGCCUUGCUCUGUUGUUGGACAUGUUUUUCGCAGCAAAAGCCCUCAUAGCUUUCCAAAAGGCACUCAGGUGAUUGCUAGAAACCAAGUUCGCCUUGCAGAAGUCUGGAUGGAUGAAUACAAGGAAAUAUUUUAUAGGAGAAAUACAGAUGCAGCAAAAAUUGUUAAACAAAAAGCAUUUGGUGAUCUUUCAAAAAGAUUUGAAAUAAAACACCGCCUUCAGUGUAAAAAUUUUACAUGGUAUCUGAACAAUAUUUAUCCAGAGGUGUAUGUGCCAGACCUUAAUCCUGUUAUAUCUGGAUAUAUUAAAAGCGUUGGUCAGCCUCUAUGUCUGGAUGUUGGAGAAAACAAUCAAGGAGGCAAACCAUUAAUUAUGUAUACAUGUCAUGGACUUGGGGGAAACCAGUACUUUGAAUACUCUGCUCAACAUGAAAUCCGGCACAAUAUCCAGAAGGAAUUAUGUCUUCAUGCUGCCCAAGGUCUCGUUCAGCUGAAGGCAUGUACCUACAAAGGUCACAAGACAGUUGUCACUGGAGAGCAGAUAUGGGAGAUCCAGAAGGAUCAACUUCUAUACAAUCCAUUCUUAAAAAUGUGCCUUUCAGCAAAUGGAGAGCAUCCAAGUUUAGUGUCAUGCAACCCAUCAGAUCCACUCCAAAAAUGGAUAUUUAGCCAAAAUGAUUAAGUGUUCCUUAAAAUUAAGUUGAAAAAGGAGACAUUCUUUCUCAUAAAACUGUGACUAGGCAUACACUGUAGGUUUUGAAAAUUAUGCAAAAGCAGCUAAAUGUAACUUAUUCCAAGUGCAUUUUUCUUAUUUAUAUCUUAAAAUAUCUAUGUAGCACUACUACAGAAAUUCUGCAAGUUUCUGUUUCAAAGCACAGUAACUAGUAAUACCAAAGACUAUUUCAAAAUGUCCAGAUGUAGGGGAAGAGAUGUUUACAGUAUGAUGAAAAUAAUUUUCGAAGUAAAGUGAUGUUUGUGUGUUUUGUACACUUAGGGAUAUCUAUAGCUACAUUCACACACUCACAAUUUAAAAUACUUCCCCUAGUUUUUUGGGGGGAUAGGAAGAAAGAUUUGUUACUAUAUUUUUUUAACUAUAUAGAAAUAGAUCAAUGAAGGUCAGCAUUGGCCUCUGUGUACAAACCAAGAGCUUUUACAGAUCCAGAAUUUAUUAUUUUAAAAUGCAGGUGAAUUUUUUUUUGCCUUUGGUUUACUUGUCUGUUAAAUGUUUCUUUAAACAUGAAACUGAAUAAGGAGAGGAGUAUUUUUAACACUUAAAUUUCUUGGAAAUUUUUAAAACAUUUUUUAGUCUGCAACCCACUCCACUUGAAGCACUUAAGUCUUCCUUAAAUGACUUUUCUUAAGUAACGAUACUGUGUGUUUUCCCAAAGCACUUUUAAAAACACUUCUAUAAAUUACUAUCUGUUGAAAAGGUGUCCUUUUCCUUUCUGCUAGUGUUUUUUUUUCUUACCAAAAUUCACUAAUCUUGAAUGUUUGUAAUAUUAAAUUUCAAAUGCAGAAUACUUGACUCAUUUAAAGCUAAAUUUUGUUACUGAUUUAAUUAUAAUUGUAAUGGAUUUUUUACUUUGUAAUGGAUUCUUUUCAUCAAAAAGCCUUAUUUUUUAUCUAUAUGGAAAACACAAUAAAAAGUCCUCAACACUAUUGUAA
Molecule: messenger RNA, 7981 nt
Organism: Chlorocebus sabaeus (green monkey)
Lineage: Eukaryota; Metazoa; Chordata; Mammalia; Primates; Cercopithecidae
Gene: GALNT3
Product: polypeptide N-acetylgalactosaminyltransferase 3
Biological process (GO): protein O-linked glycosylation
Cellular component (GO): Golgi apparatus
Molecular function (GO): polypeptide N-acetylgalactosaminyltransferase activity
Source: RefSeq, a predicted model, not a curated record